Molecule: messenger RNA, 5192 nt
Organism: Nothobranchius furzeri (turquoise killifish)
Lineage: Eukaryota; Metazoa; Chordata; Actinopteri; Cyprinodontiformes; Nothobranchiidae
Gene: triobpb
Product: TRIO and F-actin binding protein b
Biological process (GO): positive regulation of substrate adhesion-dependent cell spreading
Cellular component (GO): actin cytoskeleton
Molecular function (GO): actin filament binding
Source: RefSeq, a predicted model, not a curated record
GUUUGAAUAAAAAGGGGAAACCGAUCACAGGGUUUUGGGACGGAAAUGGAGAGUGAAGGAAUGGGACCACCUGAACAGAUCUGAUGUAAUUCGGUAGUAGCGUGCAUGUUUGGGGGUCUUCUCCACCUAGAAUGGAGCAGCAGUUCCUCAUGGAGGUCUCCGGACCUUUCAGCGCUGAGAUCUGCGUGUUUUCUUCAAAAACGAUCCGAGCGGAUCCGCCCAGGAAGUGGCAGACAGGGCAGAGAAAGAGCAGCGAGGCAGAAGAGCAAUUUAUCAGAAACUUUACACGCUCGUUUCUUCUCCGGCGCUCGAGUUCGUUUUGGCGGUUCAAUCGCACCUUUUUCUGUGUAAGAGUAGAAACAGAAGCCGCUCAGGAAGGUCUCGCUGGCGGAAGUUGGAAACCAGUAUGAAUGGCGGGGGUUAUCUUAAUGUGCGUGAAGUGCGUGAGCAGACAGUAAGGUGCUUUUUGCUCCAGGCACUUUUUAGCUAACUCUUUGAGAGCUCGCGCGCGUGGAUUAAACUGUGUUUUUGUCUUUAUUUGACCUCUCCGGAUCCUGUUAUCAUGACGGUAAGCUUCCCGCUCAGUAGUCUUUGCUUCUGUCCUGAAAACACUUUGUUUUUCUUUUCUUGUCACGUCUUCCUGAACUGAAGUGUGUCAAAUGAACUCUAAAGUUAGCUUAAUUCCCUCUAACUUUCGUUAGCCGCAUGUAGCUAGCUGCCGUCUCUGGCUACCGUUGUGCUCGAGGUGAGCUUAAAAACUCGUACAAAUGAAACUUGGUCCUAAAGGGUUUUGCUGCUUUGUGAGGGAGUUUCUUACCCCGUUUAGUUGUUUACAGAGGUGAGAUGUGUCAUUACCUGCAGCGAUGCGACAGUUUUCGUGCCAGCUGUGACACAGCAACCAAAAAGUAACAAGCGUGUUUUCAGGACCUCCUCGGAUACAUUAAAGCAGAAAAUACUUCAGACAUGCACAAACUGGGACAUUUUAAUGGAGCCUGGUGAAAAAUUAGUAAAGUUUUAAAUUAAACCUGAUGAAGAGCCUCAGUUUGGAGAAACAGCGAGGUCAAAAUAGGGCUAUGUGUCUUUUGUAUUUGCUAGUAGGUUCACUGAGAAACCGUUUUCUACUUGUUUUUUCUGAAAUACGAACAGUCACUCUGAGUUUCACAUGCAAGCUUAAUGUCAAAAUAGUCUUCUACCCCAUCUCCUGCAUUAGUCGUUUAUAGAAAAUACUCAAGGAAUGUUGGAUUAGAAAAGCCAAUCAGAUCCACCGCACGUUAAAAAUAAACAUUGAUGGACUCACCCAUCUUGGCUCAUGACGGGGAAAUCUUGGUUGGUUCGGGGGCCAGGAGAGAGCAGAGCACGUCUCUGCUAGUAGAAGCUAACUGCUAGCAUUUGCAUCUCCACAAUAGAGUGGAACUCUUUUCUUGAUUAUGUAUUUACAGAGUAGCUAAAUUUUUGUUAUCUCCCAUGAUUUUAUUUGUUGGCGGUUUUAAGGUUUGCUAUGCAGAGUAAAUGCAUAAGAAUCUAGAAAAGAAACAGACGAUGAAUAAAGUGAAGAUGGCAGAACUAUUUCAGGCUUGAGUUAUUUGUGGAGAUAAAACAUUAAAGAGCUAGUCACCCCCAAAUCUUCUUUUUUGCUGAUAAACUAUAUAAAUGAGUGUCUAAUCGUGCUGUAGACACAAGUAGUCAAUAAUUUGGCCCUAUAGUGCAUCUUAGUUAAAAUUUAAUUAUUCUGCCGAAAACUGUCAGUGUUGCGCCCUAUUCAAGUAAAAACUCUGCAGUACAUUUGAAUUUAAAUCUGCCAUCACUAUUGGCUAAGAGGUACCCUAUGAUGUCAGCUGGUACAUUAUGACAUCACAAUGCCAUUGCAAGCCUGUGUGUGUAUUUGUUAGCGCUCCGCCCUCCCUAUCUACCAGGCAACGUCUCCUUGUGGAGCAUGUUUCAAACAGGAAAUGAAAGUGGAGUUAGACUCUGGUAGGGGGUGACUUGCUCUUUAAUGUUGCAGAGAGGCAGUGGAAGAGUUGCAGUUCUGUUAGCCAAUCAGAGGCUAGAUUCAAUUCAAUUCAAAAAUACUUCAUUAAUCCCAGAGGGAAAUUGAUUAGAUGUGGACAACUGGACAUGUCAUGAUUAAUAAUGAUCCUGCUGGUUUCUUCCCCUGGCUACCUUCUACUUUUCCAGACAGGAGCGCUAGCGCGUUUUCCCCACUGAGAUUGACUCAAGGCAUUCAUUUACAAUAGAGACCAAAUGUGUUGAAAUAACAAAUAAGUGAACAAAAUAUUUAAAUGUCACUGGUUCAGCAUUUUGGCACAACUAUUAAGAAAUUCCAGCUCAGAAAAACUGGCUAGGAUUUUUCCAGCUCCAUCCCAUAACUCUAACCCAAUUUCACAGCGAGUAAUCAAAGUUUUAUGAAAUCUAUGGUGUUGCCAAGUUUUAGGAAUUAGUAUUUGCUUAACUAAUUCAUUUGUAUUUUUGUACUGUGUGGGCGUCGGAACGAGCCCCCGCACCAUGAGAACAAACGUCUCAGCUCUGAAGCCGAUCUUCAUCCGCGUACGUCACACGUCACGUGAUCAGGAAGCAGAACAUCCAUGUGUUAGGAGAUCGUUUUGGGCCGCUGCUGUAAAAAAAAGUGAGGCGCGAACCGGAAAAGCUUCUGCCGAUCACAAUUCAACAACGGAUUAUGAAAGAACGGAUAACGCUCGAAACGCGCAGAUUCUUCCUGAUGUAAGCGCCCGACCUCUUAAACUUCAAAAAGGGAUGGAUGUCAAAACUGGAUGAAGGCGGCGAGUGGAAGAAGCACUGGUUUGUCCUGACCGACGCCGGGCUGAAGUACUACAGAGACUCCACUGCAGAGGAGAAAGACGACUCGGACGGGGAGAUCGACCUGAAGUCCUGCGUGAAGGUGUCGGAGUUUGAUGUGGAGAAGAACUACGGGUUUCAAAUACAGACGCGGGAGGCUGUGUUCACGCUGUCGGCCAUGACGGCGGGCAUCAGGAGGAACUGGAUAGAGGUUCUGAAGAAGUGCAUCAGGCCCAGCAGCUCUCCAGACCUCACACAGCUACCCGACAACAACAGCGACAAGGAAAACUCCCACACACGCUUCUUGCCGUCUUCCCGUCUCCAUUCUUCUCGCCACGGCGACUCCCUCUCGGAUGCUCCCGCCUCGGCUCCUGUGACCAAAACCAGGUUUGACUACGUUGAGCUCUCUCCUGUUCCGGCCUUCUCCGGCUCUCUCCCUGCCGGUCAGAGAGAAGCAGGAGAGGGGCAAGGCCGAGAGCACGGCCAGUGGCAGGAGGAGAGGAACACCAGCAGGCAGUGGGAGGCCAUUCUGUCCAAGAAGGGCAGCGGCGUGGGCUCGAACCAGAGGCUACACGUGGAGGAAGAAAUCGAGAAGAAGUGGGCGGAGUUUGAACGCAUGCCGUUAAAAGACAUGAGCUCCUUCCCGUUGACGGGACCGCGGUCCUCUAGCCAGUCAGCCAACGAGGCGCUGCAGAGGGAGGUGGCGUCACUGAGGCCACAACUGGAGCAACUACAGCAGGGAGGAGGAGGAGGAGGAGGAGGAGGAGGAAGUGUGCGAGGCGUCUGUGGGCCUGAAGCUCCCUGCAGCCGCAGCCUGGCAGCCAUGGAGCGCGCCCACAGACAGGCGCUGGACGUGCUGCAGAAGCAACACGAGCGCCAGAUGAGGGAACUGGAGAAGGAGAAGGACCGGCUGCUGCAGGAGGAAGCCCAGGACACGGCACGAGUGAUGGACGCUCUGAAGAAGAAACACAAGGAGGAGCUGGAACGAGAGGUGGAGAGAGUGACGAGGCUGAGCGGCGGGAGGGUCGACCCCCAGACUCUACGAACCAACCAACAGGCAGAAGCUCAGGCGCUGCAGCGAGAGCUGGCCAGUCUGUCUGAGCGCUACUCUCACAAGUGUCUGGAUCUGAACCGCGCCGAGCAGAGGAACGCCGAGAGGGAGCGCGAAAUCAGCCAGAAGGAGAGGGACGUGGAGCAGCUGAGGAAGGAGAACCUGGGCUUAAAGAUGCGCUUGACAGAAGAAAUGACUCGAGUACGAUCGGCAGAUCAGAACUCGGAGGACCACAAAGACAAGAUGUCCUGUGAACUGGAGGUUCUCCUCCGAGUGAAGGAGAAUGAGAUCGAGUACUUGCACAAGGAGAUCAGUUGUCUGAGGAGCGAGCUACAGUUUUUAAACACGGAAAAGCAGCUGGCUUGUGAGCGAUAUGCCGAGGUGCACGGUGAGCUGAACGGGAUGAAGGGCCGAACUGAGCGAGAGAUCCAGAGUCUGAAGGAGCACCUGAGGCUGGCCAUGGCUGCUUUACAGGAGGGACAAAAACUAGGGAACAGCCUGGACCACUGAGGGUGCCGGUGCUGGUGCUGUGGAGAACGGCGACUGGCGUUGUGCGGGCAAAAAUAAAACAUUUUUUAAAAAGUUAGGUUUUUCAGUCGAUAUGGUGACGGAGUCUAAGAGAAAGCCUUGUACAGUUGGAUCAGAACCUUAGUGACUUGGCUCUCCACCGUUCUGCCAAUCAGAAGCCAGGAGUCAUUACACUGGGCAAAUCUUAAGAGUGCACUUUUGCUUUUGGGAGCGCGAGCUUGUAUAAAAACACAUUUAGUCCUAAAACUGGAACGUCUGUUGAGUUUCUUGUAGAUAAACUAUUUUUUCUGUUUAAUUUCUUUUGACUUGUACUUAAGAAAAAGGAUCCUAAAAUUUACUGUAAUUGUUGGUUUUUUUUUUUUUGUUUUUGUUUUUUUUUUUUGCUUCCUUUUUUCAAACCCCGUAUUUAUGUUCUGUUCAACCUUUUGUGGUAAAUAUGUUGGGAUUUGAACAUGAAAAUACAGCAUGAUGUCACAAGUCCUAGCAGAGCGAAGGCGGGGCGGAGCUACGAUUGUACAGAAACGGAUUCGGACAUCUUUCAUUUGCUUAAUGAUUGUUGACCCGCAUCACAGCUGUUUGUGUUUUCACCCCAAACUUCCCGUCUCCUGACUGCACGUCGGCAUCUUCUGCAUGUGCCAGCACCACAACGCAGGUGUUGCAUCAAUGAGCCAAUUUUUAUAUGAAUAUAUUUCUUAUUGAUAAAAAGUAUUGUGACAAAAUAAUUUAACUACCUACUUUUUCAUAUUUAAUGUCCUAAAGAGCCUGUACGGUUUGUAAAUGAUACUCGUUUUUGCAAUCAAUAAAAUGACUUUGUAAUGUU